Dioscorea cayenensis subsp. rotundata (Guinea yam) is the source of this 787-nucleotide messenger RNA. RefSeq lists its product as uncharacterized. Lineage: Eukaryota; Viridiplantae; Streptophyta; Magnoliopsida; Dioscoreales; Dioscoreaceae. The transcript has 4 exons. Bases 296 to 787 code for a protein of 163 amino acids. The record is from RefSeq and is a predicted model, not a curated record.
UUGUGGUCGUCGCCUAGGACCGGCCGGCCGCCUCCGUCGCCGUCGUUGUUGUCGUCGUCGCCGCCGCCGACGUGCUCUUGCCUUGGGCUUCCACCGACUUCUCGUUCGCGUUUCGCCUCUGUUCUCGCUGAGCUCCGACCGCAGUGAGCUGCGGGGUCGUGAAUCUUAUCCAAACUUGAGCGCUUAGUUGUUGAGUUGGAUAAGAACGGUUGGAUCCCUUCAACUUCUUGUUGAAUAUCUCUCUGAGCGUUUUCAGGUCUGAAUUCUCGCCGACGAGCAGAGAGAAUCCCCAACGAUGCCAGGGAGCAAAAUUCUGAGCUUUUCAUCUGCCUCCGAGCUUGGAUCUGCCGUCGUCGUCGAUGAUCUAGAGAUUACUACGAGGUGCCAGGGUUCAUCCACCAGCCGGAAGCGAUCUAGAUCUCAAUCAGCGCUGAAGAGCUCUAUCAAGAACGUUCCCUCAUCUACCAAAAGGAUACCUCCUCGUAGAUGCAGCAAUGCUAUAGUGGAUUCUAAAGGAGAAAUAAAAUUGGAUUUGCAGCAGUGUUGUGAUGAUUCCAAUGGAGAACCCCUGGUGGUGUCCUCUCCAAAAACUUUGAGGCAGGAGAGAUCCUCUGAUUACUGCUUUCAGAGGUCCACAUGGAACCCAAGAGUAACUUCCAUGAAUCAAAACACUGCUGUCAAUGUUGAACAAUCACCUAACAAUGAAGAGCCGAAUAAUAAACUGACGUGGCGUCGAAGUGGCAGAGAACGAAUGGUGAACAAACAAAGGGAAAGAGAAACAAGCUGA